Molecule: messenger RNA, 1247 nt
Organism: Neltuma alba
Lineage: Eukaryota; Viridiplantae; Streptophyta; Magnoliopsida; Fabales; Fabaceae
Product: short-chain dehydrogenase TIC 32, chloroplastic
Exons: 8
Coding region: 145-1116 (323 amino acids)
Source: RefSeq, a predicted model, not a curated record
CCCCUUUGUAUUUUCACUCAUUGAUGCCCUCCUUGAAACUUCCCCGACAUGCCUAUAUAUAGAUGUUGUCUUAAACAGUUAUCAUGACAUUACUCAAAGAAAAGCUUUGAGAAGUUUGCUUGUGCUGGUGGGCAAUCUGAGACAAUGGUGGGUGUCGUCUCAUUGAUCACAGGGAGGGCAGGUCCGAGUGGGUUUGGCUCUGCUUCAACUGCAGAGAAGGUCACCCAAGGAAUCGAUGCCUCUAAUCUCACUGCCAUUAUCACAGGGGGAGCAAGUGGAAUUGGCUUAGAGACAGCAAGAGUUUUAGCUCUUCGAAAGGUCCAUGUCAUCAUUGCUGCGAGGAAUAUGGAAGCUUGCAAGAAAGCAAAGAAGCUUAUUCUCGACCAAAACCAGUCUGCUCGUAUCGAUAUACUGAAGCUCGACCUGGCUUCGGUCAAAUCUGUCAGAGUAUUUGUUGACAACUUCAUCGCUCUUGAUCUUCCUCUCAACAUCUUAAUAAACAAUGCUGGAGUUAUGUUCUGCCCUUUCCAAUUAUCGCAGGAUGGGAUUGAGAUGCAGUUCGCAACAAAUCAUAUCGGUCAUUUCCUCUUGACCAAUCUUCUUCUUGACAAGAUGAAACAAACUGCAAAAGCCAGUGGAAUUGAGGGAAGGAUCGUGAAUCUGUCAUCAGUUGCCCAUAACUAUACUUACUUAAAGGGGAUUCGAUUUGACAAGAUCAACAAUCGAACUGGUUACUGUGACAAGAAGGCGUAUGGGCAGUCCAAGCUGGCUAACAUUCUGCACUCAAAUGAGCUAGCUCGCCGCCUACAGGAAGAAGGUGUGAACAUUACAGCCAACUCAGUCCACCCAGGAGUCAUAAUGACUCCUCUCAUGAGACAUUCUUCCUUUCUUAUGCAUCUCCUGAAAGUUUUCACCUUUUACAUAUGGAAGAAUGUCCCACAGGGAGCAGCCACAACAUGCUAUGCUGCUCUGCACCCCAGAGUGAAAGGCGUGAGUGGGGAAUAUUUUGAGGAUUGCAAUGAGCAUAAACCAAGUUCAUAUGCCAGAAACCAAGUGCUAGCCACCAAACUCUGGGAUUUCAGCAACACGGUCAUCAAUUCACUUUCCAGGACUUAGAUUCGAGUGCUUCACUUGAAUUAUCAACCCUCCUUAUGAAUAACACACCUCAUAUGGUUACAAUCGCAAUUCCUGGUUUUCUGUAUCUGUAAUGUCCCUUGAAUAUUUUCAUACUUUCCGUUAUAAGUAAA